This is a messenger RNA of Trematosphaeria pertusa, 720 nucleotides long. RefSeq lists its product as uncharacterized. Lineage: Eukaryota; Fungi; Ascomycota; Dothideomycetes; Pleosporales; Trematosphaeriaceae. The transcript has 2 exons. Gene Ontology annotation, molecular function: ATP binding; protein kinase activity. Gene Ontology annotation, biological process: protein phosphorylation. The record is from RefSeq and is a predicted model, not a curated record. Bases 1 to 720 code for a protein of 239 amino acids.
AUGGAGAGUGCUGGGCUGAUCGGCGAGCCACUGAAAGAUGCCUUUUCGUUCAUCGACCCCGACGACAAUGUCUAUUACGGUCACGCGCCAAUCAAAAGGACUUUGUUGAGCAUCGAGGAUGUAAACAAUUACCUUGAGCGAAUUCCGGGCCAGGCCAUCUAUCCCGAAACGUCUUCGCGGAUCACUGUGGUGUUCAAUCCAGCAGCUAUAGACGGUUACAUCAAACGUCCAAAGCUGACAAACUUCAAGGCUGAAGACGCGGGCCUAUUGCAUCAGCUACUGCUCAAAGAGGCUGAUGCAUUCGAAUUGCUUCGCCAACAUCCGCAUCCAAACCUCGUCCGAUACCACGGCUGUCUCGUGAAACGGGGUCGUAUCAUGGGCCUUGUACUUCAUCGGUGUUCCACGACGCUAGAAAAGAGGAUGAAGGAGGGGGAUAUAACGCAUUUCAACAAAGAAUCUUGGGCAAAGCACCUCCACACUCUUGGGCUGGCUCACAACGAUCUUAACCCGGCUAAUAUCAUGCUCGACGAACAUGACAACGCUACUGUCAUCGACCUUGGAUCCUGUAAGCGUUUUGGUGAACAACUGCUUACAGCAAGCACGGACGGAUGGGUGGACGAGUACUUCAGCACCUCGGAACAACGGCACGAUGAGGCUGCUUUGAAGAAGAUACAGGCUUGGCUAGAGAGUGAUGGGCGGUCACGUGGUUCCAUCGCGUGA